UGUUCACAGGAUGGGCAUCUCGGUCAAUUUCUCCUAUUUUCUCCCCUCCAGACAACAACAUACACCUUUGAGUAGAGGCGCGUCAGUGACACAAGCGCGGUCCAAUAAUUUGUCUUUCUGGUUACGGACAGAGAGCGUGAGAGCUUGUCGGGGCCCAAUCAGCGCUUUUGUAUUGCCUGCCAGUGCCGGGGACUGACUGGUUGUGAGUGUUUACUGCAGCGCCCCAGGAUCCCAAAGCCAAAACCGAAGCCAGUGGAACCUGCGGGGUGAAGGCGAGUCAGUCCAGUAUGGAGCGACUGAAUGAGGAGGCGGUGCGGCUGAGCCUGCUGAAGCGAGGCCUGGACUCCUCCUCGCCUGCAGGCGGCGCCACGAGCAGUGAGCGAGACGAGCUGCUCUCCAAACGCAUCAAGAUGGAGGGCCACCAAGCCAUGGAGCGCCUCAAGAUGCUGGCCUAUCUGAAACGCAAGGACCUGGCCGGCCUGGAGGGGGGAGGAUUGGGAGGGGUCUCAGGAGGCGGGGCCCUAAGGGGUGAGGUCAAGGGUCAUGGGUCUUCAGGGGGAGGGGCUUAUGAGGAGAAGACCAAUGGGAGCCUCCGUGGUCAGGUUGUGGGAGCCCAUGGCAUGGUGGGAAAGAGCGGGAAGGAGAACAUGGGCGAGGAGCCAGUGGAUUUCAGCGCCCGGAAAGGUGACGCGGACCGGGAGCGACACACACCCUCCCCUGAUGUGAUCGUCCUGUCAGACAAUGAGGCGUCCAGUCCAAGAGGGCCCAGCCAAGGGGAAGAACGCCUGAGGGCAGCGAACCUGGAGAUGUUUAAGGGUAAGACAGGGGAGGAGAGGCAAAAGAUGAUCAGGGCUCUGAGAGAGGAGCUGAGGCUGGAGGAGGCCAGGCUGGUGCUCCUGAAGAAGCUGAGGCAGAGCCAGAUGCAGAAGGAGAACCUGGUGCAGAAGGUCCCUGUGGUCCAGAACACAGCGUCUGCCCUCCAGAGCGGUGCCGUCCACGGUGCUCAGAGCAUGAGCAAGAUGUCUGGCCGCCCUGACCACCACACCCCAGAGCCCCAGAACCAUCGCACUGCACAGGUGGGCUACAGCAUUGCACAGGGUCACUCGGUGAUCAGGUCAGCCACCAACAGCUCCAUGUCUCAGAUGAUGAUGUCACAGAGCAGGGUGAUAGCGCCCAACCCUGCCCAGCUGCAGGGCCAGAGGCUGGCACAGCAGAAGCAGGGUGGCAUGCGCUCCUCGACUGGCAGCUCUAACAACGCCAUUAGCUACCAGCAGUCUUCCACCCAGCAGGUGGCAGCUUCUCAGCGCUCUGGCUCCUCCUCCUCCUCUGCCAUCUACAUGAACCUGACCCAAAUGCAGGCGGCCGGAGCCGCGGGAGGAGUCAGCGGGGUGUCGGGGGUGGGGGCGGUCAGCCCCUCAGCCACACACAGCCCAGGGGGGACAUCGGUGGGCUCCUCCAUGGCAGACACAGCCAGCAGUCAGGCAGCUGCCAAACUUGCCCUGAGGAAGCAGUUGGAGAAAACCCUGCUGGAGAUCCCUCCUCCCAAGCCGCCAGCGCCGCUCCUCCACUUCCUGCCGUCAGCGGCCAACAGCGAGUUUAUCUACAUGGUGGGCCUGGAGGAGGUUGUGCAGAGUGUCAUUGACAGUCAGGGUAAACUGCGUUUGCCCUCCUCCAUGGAGCCCUUCUCGUGUGCCCAGUGCAAGACGGACUUCACCCCUCACUGGAAGCAGGAGAAGGGUGGGCGCAUACUUUGCGAGACCUGUAUGUCUUCCAAUCAGAAGAAGGCACUGAAGGCCGAGCACACCAAUAGGCUGAAGAACGCCUUCGUCAAGGCUCUACAGCAGGAGCAGGAGAUUGAGCAGAGAAUCCAGUUGCAAGCCGCUCUUGCCACCAGUUCAGCUCAAACUGUUCCAAGCGUCAGUAAGCCGGAGUCCAUGAGCAGACAUCACACACACAGACAGGCGCCUCAGCCCCAGGUGACCCAGUCACAGGCCUCCCUCCAACGGGGUCUGUCUGGCUCGGCCCGGGGCGUCCUCUCCAACUUCGCCCAGGCCUCCCAGCUCUCGGUGGCCAGCAGCCUGCUGGGCAUGACUGGAAAGCGCAGUGGACAACUGGGUACUAGUGGGCACAGCCGGGCACAGCAGCAACAGCAGCAGCAGCAGCAUCACGACAACCGCCGCCAGCUCUACAGCAUCCCUGGGGUGAACAUUGCCUACCUGAACCCAGGCAAUGUGGUCGGCCACAAGGGGUCCAGCCUGGCUGACCGCCAGAGGGAAUACCUGCUGGACAUGAUCCCGCCUCGCUCCAUAUCCCAGUCCAUCAGCGGACAGAAAUGAACCUCACCCCGCCCCGACGCAAUACCACAGCCCUUCCCCACACCACACCCCAACCCCCAUCGCAUGCAGUGCCUGUUAGUGUGCCUACCAAACUAACCUGUAUGAAGAACACAAUCAACGAGUCAAAAGAGGCCACCAAACUCUGAAAUGACUUUUCAUUUGAACGUGAUGCAACCCCCUUUUAAUUCCUCUUGUUAUUACUAUUGUCAUUAGUGCUAUGGAUGUUGUUACUACAUUGCCGCUACCAGUUAUGAGCGUGCCCAUCUUUGUGGAGAACCCCUGUCUUUAUAUGCUUGUGGCAGUGUCCCGAGUGUGGGGUGUCUUUUGUUUUGGAUUUAUGUGCUUGUUUUUGAAGCAAUAUUUUGUCUCGCUUGAGCUUUCCUUACCAAACUCAAGUCUUUGUUAUGUCUGGAAUUACCAAGCUAUCUUUUUGAGAACUGCAGCACUCUGAAAUCCCUGCUCUUUCUCUGAUUUCUGAAUUCAACCAUCACCCUGUUUUUCCACAUUUGGCUGUGAAUUAUUGGAAGAGAAAUUCUACCAGACCGGCCAAACCUUUGUUUUAAAAAGGUGAUUGUGAUGGUUUAACUUUGACCUGACUCUCUCAAGCCUUUGAGCUUGAGCUUUCUUCAAAGAUUUGUGGGGAGAAAAGAGGAUGAUUGAGACCCUGGAGUUGUCUGAAACAAUGCUUUUCUAACUGAUUGUUGAAACAAGGAUGGAUACAUAUCCCACAAAGAGAGACAGCCCAAUGCACCAUCUGGACUUGGUUUGGAUGCACCGCUGAAUAAAUACUACUCCCAUUGGAUAUGAAGGCACAGAAACUGAACCUAUAGCAGAGUUGCCCUGUAUCCUUUCACCUUUUCAUCUGAGGCAGCCUGGGGGCUGUAGUUCAGAAGUGAUGGAAUUGAGGAGUUAGUAUCCUAAAGCAUAUAUAAUUGAUGGGGUAUUGAUUGGAGAGAUCAUUUAGAGGGAUUUGAUUGGAUGAGAGCUCAUGUGAACAUACUGAGAGAUCAGGUGAAUAAGGUUUUUAUUUAAUUGGAGAGGAUACAGGUAUUGGAUUUGGUGGGAGGGAUCAUUCUUAGACUCAAAAUCUAAGGCGUUUCCCAUAGGACCAUGGUGUGUACUUAUUUAGGAGUGGGAAUGGGGGGGAAGAGGCACAGGGGUUCCCUCUCCCUUGUUUUCAUCUCUUGGCUAAUAGGAUUUGCUACUGUUCACUCUACCCUGUCAUUCAAAGUUAUGGAUUCCGUUUAGAUACUAUUUGAACUUUCUUAUGUCAACAUUAUCCCCAUGGUGUCUGGGAGGCAUUUGAAAACGGUCAGGGAGAGUGGCUAGCUAGCUAUUAGCUUUAAACCUGCUCUAAGCUAUUUAGCCUGCUCUAAGCUAUUUAGCCUGCUCUAAGCUAUUUAGAUGUUUUGUGUCUUCUGAAGUGUUUGCGUAUCUGAAAGGUACUUUGAACAGGAGACAAUAAAUAAAUACAGAAUGACAAAUGCAACUUGAAUAUCUACAUAAAUCAAACAGUUCUAUAGAAAGAGAUAUUUACAGGAUAUACAGUACCAGUCAAAAGUUUGGACAUACCUACUCAUUCAAGGGUUUUUCUUUAUUUUGACUAUUUUCUUGUAAAAAUAAAGAAAAAUACUAUGAAAUAACACAAUGGAACCAUGUAGUAACCAAAAAAAGUGUUAAUCAAAAUAUAUUUGAGAUUCUUCAAAGUAGCCACUCUUUACCUUGAUGACAGCUUUGCACAUUCUUAGCAUUCUCUCAACCAGCUUCACCUGAAAUACUUUUCCAGCAGUCUUGAAAGAGUUCCCACAUAUGCUGAGCACUUGUUGGCUGCUUUUCCUUCAAUCUGCGGUCCAACUCAUCCCAAACCAUCUCAAUUGGGUUUAGGUCGGGUGAUUGUGGAGGCCAGGUCAUCUGAUGCAGUACUCCAUCACUCUCUUUCUUGGUCAAAUAGCCCAUACACAGCCUGUAGAUGUGUUUUGGGUCAUUGUCCUGUUGAAAAACAAAUGAGUCCCACUAAGUGCAAACCAGAUGGGAUGGUGUAUCGCUGUACAAUGCUGUGGGAGCCAUGCUGGUUAAGUGUGCCUUGAAUUCUAAAUAAAUCACUGACAGUGUCACCAGCAAAGCAAACCCACACCAUCACACCACCUCCUCCAUGCUUCAUGGUGGGAACCACACAUGCAGAGAUCAUCUGUCCACCUACUUUGCGUCUCACAAAGACAUGGUGGUUGGAACCAAAAAUCUUAAAUUUGGACACAUCAGACCAGUCUCCUCUGAACAGUUGAUGUUGAGAUGUGUCUGUUACUUGAACUCUGUGAAGCAUUUAUUUGGUAUGCAAUCUGAGGCUGGUAACUGUAAUGAACUUAUCCUCUGCAGCAGAGGUAACUCUGGGUCUUCCUUUCCUGUGGUGGUCCUCAUGAGAGCCAAUUUCAUCAUAUCGCUUGAUGGUUUUUGUGACUGCACUUGAAGAAACUUUAAAAGUUCUUGGAAUGUUCUGGAUUGACUCACCUUCAUGUCUUAAAGUAAUGAUAGACUGCCGUGUCUCUUUGCUUAUUUGAGCUGUUCUUGCCAUAAUAUGGACUUGGUCUUUUACCAAAUAGGGCUAUCUUCAGUAUACCAACCCUACCUUGUCACAACACAACUGAUUAGCUCAAACACGUUAAGAAGGAAAUAAAUUAACUUUUAACAAGGCACACCUGUUAAUUGAAAUGCAUUCCAGGUGACUAACUCAUGAAGCUGGUUGAGAGAAUGCCAAGCGUGUGCAAAGCUGUCAUCAAGGCGAAGGGUGACUACUUUGAUGAAUCUCAAAUCUCAAAUAUAUUUGGAUUUGUUUAACACUGGUUACUACAUGAUUUCACAUGUGUUAUUUCAUAGUUUUCAUGUCUUCACUAUUAUUAUACAAUGUAGAAAAUAGUAAAAUCAAAGAAAAACCCUGGAAUGAGUUGGUGUGUCCAAACUUUUGACUGGUACUGUACAUGAUGGGUUAUGGCAAUGCACAGGACUGUACAUGCAGAGCACUUAGGUACAGAGAGUAGGGAUAUUGUUUCUGUCCACCAGGAAUCCAGGGUGAAUUGAUUGAUUAUUAUUGAAUUGAUUAUUGUUCCAUCUCAUGAUAAUUGUGGCUCUAUUUCAGCAAUGCCUGAUGUUGAAUUAUUUCAGGAUAAAAUUUGGAAGUAACAAAUACUAGUGCAUCCAUUUUAAAACAGCAGGAAAUAGUAAUUCCAAUUUAAUUUUCUUCUUGCAAGCAGGAGUUGCCUGGUUAUUGCCUCUUAUACCCUGCAGUUUUAAAACGUAACAUUAAACAUAUUGCCAGAGAGCAGUGGAUUACUCCUUGCCCUUUUUGAUAAACUUCAAAAACAGGUGCAAUAUUUUGAGACACAGGGAAGACAAAGUUCAUUCAAGUAUUUGUGCUGAAUGUUACUAUUUUAUCCAUUUAGUAUCCCAACUAGUUAGGUAGCCUUACUCCCAUAUACAGUAGUAUAAGCACUAUUUUUGUUGCACCCAGAUGGAACAGAUGUUGUAUUGGCCGUGUUCAGUAAGCACCAAACUGAAGCAAAUAUUUUAAACAGAGGUAGUACUACCUGCACUUGUCCUAUAGGGGCGUUCAUUUCUGUUGUCCGUCUGAAAACCUUUCCUACUGUUCGUGCCGAAUGAACACGACCCAGGGUUUGCCGUAGUCCAAUAACACAGAACACCCCACAGCUACAUCACUGUUUGGGAUGGACAACAGUGACCCAUGGGUGAUUUUCAGCCUCACUGUUUUUGAUAGUUAUCUUUGUCCUCUUUGUUGUAUGUAUGCGUUAUGGAAUUACUUCAUCAUCAAUAUUUCUCUCUUUCUCAAACUAUGCCAGAUGCACCAUUUUAACAUUUUUGUUUUAAAGAAAGUAAAGGAAAAAAACACAGGAAAAAUAGCAUUUUCAGAUGUCAUUUUUGUAAGGUUUCAAACAUUUAAAAAACUACAUUUUGCUGACCUGUCUAUUCAAUUUAAUUUCUAACAAUUUUUUACAAACAAAUGGGGGAAAAGAAAAAUCAAGAAAUAUAAUUAACUUAAGAAAUUGUCAGGUAAUAUUAUCUUGAACGGCUGUAGUCAUAAUAAUGAUGUAUUUAUUGUACAUAUGCGUUCCUCCUUUGUGGAAUAAGACACAUUGAAUUCAAGGUGGGUAUGCAUUGUAUAGAAAAACUAACAAAAAGCCAUGGAUAUUGUGAAGCUUGUCAUUUUGUUUAUUGAUCACUGUAUAUUCCUGUGCAAAAAUGUGUGGGGUUUUUCUAUUUACUAUCAAAAGCAUUCUCAACUUUCUAUAUCUUGUUUUCUAGUACUUAGAGGCAGUAGGAUCAUCUUUUAUGAAGAGUUGUUUGAUCUAUCCCAGGACCACUUUGUCUAUACAUUGUAUGAAGUGCUCCGCUGUUAUUACAUGCUUUACUUUCAGCAGCAUUGAUGUUCAGUUAGAGAUUAGUUCAUAUUAUUAUCAUUAUCGUACACUUUGAAAAAUUUAUCCUCGUAAAAAUGAUUGUAAGGCUUGGCGUAGAUCAGGCAAUUGGAAUGGGACAUUUCAUUAUCUCUUUUUUUCUCCUCGUAUAUAUUUUCCAGGGAAAGGCAGUGCAUGGUCCACAUAUAAGUAAGAAAGAGACUCAUGAGAUGAACUACCCGCUGUGUGUUUAAAAUACAGUCCUAAUGGAUAAGCUGUGUGCUAACCUAGCCAUGGUCAUAAAGCAAGUCUUCAAAUACCCCUUUUAAAAGAUGAAGGAGUACUAGAUGUUGUGUCAAACAGAGCAUGGAAUACUCUCAACAACACAACGCAAUACUGUCACAAUAUGACUCCAAUGGCUUGCAUCAUAUUCUGUCAAUAAAGUUUAAGCGAUGUUUUCAA
This is a messenger RNA of Oncorhynchus nerka (sockeye salmon), 7201 nucleotides long. Its product is annotated as transcriptional repressor p66-beta-like. The coding region runs from base 288 to 2336 and encodes 682 amino acids. Gene Ontology annotation, molecular function: sequence-specific DNA binding. The transcript has 11 exons. Gene Ontology annotation, cellular component: NuRD complex. NCBI's taxonomy places the organism in Eukaryota, Metazoa, Chordata, Actinopteri, Salmoniformes, Salmonidae. Gene Ontology annotation, biological process: negative regulation of transcription by RNA polymerase II. The record is from RefSeq and is a predicted model, not a curated record.